AUGGAGGAGUUGCUGUUGUCGAUAGUAAAGGAAGCGACCGGUAGCAAGCUACAGAACCUAAAGCAAGCCGCCCAAAUCGCACACGAGAAACUCUCCCGGCAGCAUGGCAUGCACCGGGAUCCAUCGUACGAGCUGCGGUCGGUUUGCUUCACCGCCCUGCAGAUGGCGCUUGAGACUAAAAGGCCCAAGUUCAUCACCUACGGGUUAAAUGGACUACACCGCAUCAUCCGAGACGAGCGGUUCUUCUUCGGGCUGGAACCGGAAGAUGACUCACUGUGGUUACCAGCUCAGCUGUUGCGUGCAACUGCCAGUCUGUCAACCAUCGCCAACGAGGACACGGUCGUGAACGUACUGCGGCUGGUGCUGGCGAUGGCCUGCUCGCAAACCUGCACCCUGAACGGUCGGCUACUGAUCGAGGUGUUGUCCAAAUGUGGCGAAUGCUGGGAGAACGGUUCACGGGCAGUAAAGGCGGCAUCACUCGCCGCUGGCAGUCAGUGUUUGCGGACGUUCUGCGCUUUUCUGAAAGAUGAGGCUGAGGAGAUCGUACGUCUAGAUCCGACCGGGAUCAUCAGCCUCGGUAUGGCGGCGGCUGUGUACAACGAGGUGAUACCGGUGAUGCAGUGGUUGUGCAGUCGAUUGGUAGAACCUGCAACCGGCAAUCCAAAGGCAGCUGACAGCGCGACGAACAGCUCGUUAUAUCUGAUGGAGUGCAUACUGACGCUGGUUGUUUCCCUACCGUCGGAUGUACACGCUAAUCCACAUUUUACCGCGUUCUUGUGGCAGAAGUUCUGUCCCACGCUUGCGGCCACCAUGGGCUCACCUGGGCGGGUUAAUAAGGACAAGAAGUUCACGUACAGGGACGCAAUACAUCUGAUCGAGAGCGAGAAUCGCGGUUUCUUCACCCGCCCUGGACUGGACGGGCCACAGGCACGAUGUAUCUAUCUGACCAGCAUUCAACUGCUUCGUAUAGCGGGAGCUCAAGGUAGCCUACGACCGAUGUUGGAGGCCCUAUUCCAUCGGAUGCUGCUGUUGCCGGUGCCCAGCAACCGGGCGGAACCUCUUCGAUAUGCACGAGAAAUCUUCAAGUCACCAGAACGUCUGAUCGACCUCGCGAUUAUCCUGUACCCAGACAAGUCACAGAGCAGUAGUGACGAUAUGGCGUUGUUUCGACUGGUGAUUGACGCAAUGGAGGAAUGUGCUGCCGCCUGGCACCAUGGAAGCGCAUCCGUGUAUGGAGCGCUUAGUUCUAGCGUCGAGUGUGUCGUCGCACUGCUCGAAAGUCUGCAGGUGUUGUCAUCCGGUAGCUUCGACGAGUCGCUGCUCGGUGAUCGAAUCGCCGCUACAGUUAAUGAUCGGUAUCCAGUGUUGGCAGAUUCCGACUACACUGGACCACUGACGUACCAGUCGAUGACGCGACUUCCACCACCGUAUCGUGAUGCAGUAGCUGAGCUACGGCAGAGUGGCUUCGAGUCGUCCUCUGAGUCUGAUGCCGAUGGUACCCUCGAUCAGGCAGGCAUUGAUCCGGAGCUAGGAUCGGUUGGAUCAGGUGAUACCGAGGGUCCAGAGGAUGAAACACACUCAUCUGGUGACGACGUAUCCUCGAAGGCUAGCCAGGGUAACUGGCUGUGGUCGCACAUCGAGGAAUCUGCGUCAGGUGGCAGAUCAGAUGGUGACUGCGAUCGGCAACAUGCGCGUGAGUUCGCCUCCGUACUGGCCGCAGAACUUGUACCGUCUCUGUUGCGGCUCAAGACGUCGAUUGAGAUUGACGAAGCGGUGCAGGAGUUCGCCUCGAGGGUUUGCCAGCGAAACAGCACCACCAGAGGUGAUGGCGACUAUGGCGCACUAACCGCACUUAAUGCGGACGGUAUAUACCUGGCCACCUACUCCGCACUGCUGCUAGCACUACAGCUCGUGAGUGGUGGACACUACGAGGAAGACGAUGGAGGCGGUGAAGGUGACAUCCCGAAACCGGUCGCGAUUCCACUCACAGAGCAGCAGUUCGUCACGUCGGUGCAAAACUCUGGUAUACUGGUGUACCUAUCGGCGGCGUGGCUUCGUGAGCUCUACCAGUGUAUCCUUGCGACGAACCCACUGCAAGCGAUGGGCACCACCUGCCGUUCUGGUGACUCGUCAGCUAGCCACUGUGCUCUUCUGGAUAUGCUGCAUGAUGCCGGAGGUACCGGUCCAACUCAGAUGCUCUCCGACUGGCAGAGGUUACAGUCGGUUGUGCGAGUCCACAGUGAGCCGACGGUUAAACAGCGAGCUGCACGCAAGAUCGCUCGCCGUCUGCUAACCUGCUGCUGGGAUUCGAUGGUGGCGGUGUUAACGGCUGGGUUAGGCGAGGCAGGUGGUUCACCUACGACCCGGUUGGUGAAGUUGUCGAAGAAGACCCUGCGAGUGCGCAAGGAACACCGGGGUUCGGGUGAAACGCUGUACGCCCUCAGCCUGGAUGGGUUACACGCUGCCGCAACACUGAGUAAUGCGCUUAGUCUGCAACACCUGGCCGGUAAGAUAAUCAACCUGAUCGCGUCGAAUGUGUGUCAAAAUGCGGGACCUAAGAUACCGGCCAGUCACGCGCUCUCGAUGGAUGUGGUGUUGUCGGGAGGGCUUGAGUUGGGCUCGCACAGUGCGGACUGCUGGUUGCCGGUGUUCUCCGUUUGUCGGCAUGUCACUCAGCUCGAGCAUGAUCUGUUUAGCUCACAGAAUAGUGCUGCCAGUGUGAGCAGUGCCUCUGGGGUGGGACAGUGUAAGGAUGCGUCGGAUCAAUCUGGUAAGAAUGAUGCCCAAUCGGAUCGAUUGCAUCUCUCGCCGUACUCCGUCGACGAGGAUGAGACCUGUGUGGACGUGUACAGCUUCCUCCAAGCACCGAACACGAACGCCAAUAUUAACGUCAUCACCAUCCUGAAGGCGUACUCCGGUAAUGAUGCGAUCAAUCUCACCCAGACAGACACCGCCAAGAUGCUGUGCGCUUUGUCCCAUCAGGCUGAUGUGCUGUUCUCGGAGGCGGCUGAACGGUUGAGCUUACCGUCGCUGCAGCAGUUCCUCAAGAGUCUGUGCCGGGCGUCACGGGAGCAACUCUAUCGGAGUGCGUCCCUAAAGAAGGGCAAAAAGUCGUGGUGGUUAGGUCGCCCGUGGAAGAUGAAGAACGACUCGCUGCCACUGUCGCUACUGCUGCAUCGGGUCGGUGACGUAACGUUGAAGGUUUUCCGAGGUCCACGUCCACUAUUGCACGUGCUGAAGGUGUGGGCGAUCACCGGACCGCACCUGAUGGAUGCCGCCUGUCACAAAGAUCGUAGCAUCUCGAAGCGAGCAAUCGAGUACAUCCACGAUAUCAUUACGGCGCUGUUGGUGGAACAAACCGAGCUACCGCACUUCCACUUUAACGAGGCGCUGUUGAAACCAUUCGAGAACCUGCUGAGCAUGGACUCCUGCGACAUUGACGUGCAGGACCAGAUAGUUGCCUGUCUGUACGAGAUCGUUGAAGCACACCGAACCGAAAUACGGUCAGGAUGGCGACCUCUGUUCGGUACGCUACGCACCGCCCGUAACCGGCCCGUACACCUGUCGAACAUCAUCGACAUCUUCCGGGUGUUCCUAGAAACCGACAACAUGCUGGUGUUCGCCAAUGCCGGUCUCGAUUGUAUUCUCUGUCUACUCUCGUACCUGGAGAUCUCUGGUAGUGGUCCGUCGACGUCCGACCACGGGUACACCGGUACCGGUGAGGACACCACCCCGGCGAUGCGUUCCGGUGACUUCCUGUACGAUGCACUCAAGUUCCUCGAGCGCUGCGCGUCCAUCCUCGACUUCAUGUACAACAUGCCGCAGUGCCCGAACCUGCACUCGACGUACAAAAUCAAGGGCAUCACUUACACGCACAUAAUUGACGCCAACAUACCGAACUCGAUGGAGAAUUUCACGUUCUUCGGACAGGACUAUCUGCAGAGCACGAACGAGCAGUGCAUGAUCAGCUACCGCUCGCUGCACAUCGACAAGGAGUCGAUCCGGAAGAUCGACGAGCUGGACCGGCCGAGUGGUGUGCUGAAGGUUUGGUUCCUGCUGCUGGACGGACUCACCAACUCGCUGAUCGUGUGCCCUAUUGCACACCAGUCGCCGAUACUGCAGUCGAUCUUUAAGCUGUUCAAAUCGCUCAUGACCAGCCCGGGUGUAGAGUUCGGGUUCUACUGCAUCAACCAUCUGUUGAUACCGAUGAUCCAGGACUGGUUGCGGUACGUGAACAAGGCGCAAAAGAAUUGGGUGCUGAUCGAGAAGAACUUUAAGCACUGCUGCUGCAUGACCACCGACCUGGUGGUUGAUUUCUUGGCCAAGUCUCAGGCACUGGAAACGCUUGGUGACCGUGUGGUGAUCGGUGGCGAGUCGCUGCUGGGUUCCAAGGUGCCACCUCCAUCAGCAGCCCGAGCUGGACACCUGCGGGCAUCGACCGGUGGUAGUAAGUACCAUCGGCACGCGAAACCACACGAAGACGAAGAUCUGCCAUCUAAAGGUGCGAUGGGUUCGGCUCGACUGCCCAGCUCGGCAAUUCUGGCGCUAAAACAACUCCUGCUGGUGUUGAUCGAGUGCUCAGCCCAGUCACAGGAAACAAUUGCACGAGCUGGUGUGUCCUGCAUGAAGCACGUCAUCUUCUCCGCUGGUUACCUAUUCGACGAGGAACAGUGGGUGAUCAUCGCAUCCGCUAUCCACCGUGCGAGCAUGGUAUCGAUGGCACCGUUGAAGCAGCUUAUCUUCGCGUUCAACCGCAACUCGAACAGCUUUUACGGCGACUGCGCCAACGUGAAGGUGGCUGCACGGCGUGACAGUACACCGGAUGAGCUGCAGCGCAUCCACUCGCUUGCUCAGCAGGUGUUCCUGAUGGAUAGCCAGCGGGAUGCGCUUGGGGGUCGCACAGUGGCGACACCACAGGAAGACAGGUCGUACUCGUUCCUGCUGUAUCCUCUCCCGCCAUCGUACGGGUUGGCUGUGGACUGCUAUAUCAUACGCAUCCCGUACCGUAACCUCAUCGUCGGCAUGCUAGCAAGCCAGAUGCUGCUGCAGCUGAUAGCGAACAUCCUGUUGAGUGGUCUCUCGAACGUGCCGAGUGAGCUGAACACCUGCUUCUACACCAGCGGUGCGGAGACUUCGGGUGCGAGUGGCUCGACUAGUUCAACCCCUAACGGUGGCUCGAAGGCCCUCUUCUACUUGGGUCAGAACAGCAAGGAGAUACUACUGCGGGCACUGCGCCAGUUCCUGAUCGGUGCGGUUGAGUUCGACACCCGGCCUGGUUUGAAGUUCCUGAUACAGAAGGUGUCCGGGAUCGACUAUGCCGCCAAUCUUUACAAACAGAUGAAUUCCUCCUGGAUCAUCCACUACAUGGCGCUGGUCGAUAUGUACUUGAACAACGUGCGCAUCCACAGCCUAACGGCGGAAGACGUCCGGUAUCUACUGAGCUCGUGCUGCGAUCAGUACUCCACGAGUCUGCAGACGGCGAAAGGCGAUGAAAAGUGCGUACACUACUUGCUGGCCCUGCGCGACCUGUGGGAACUGAUCGCGGACCAUUUCAUACAGCACCUGGAGAACGACUGCGAGAGUAACUACGCGCGUAAGGGCUACAGGCAGUCAGAUCCGAGCGAGGACGUGGGUUCGCUUGCUGAAAAUCUCGAGUGUCCUGAGACGGGCAGUAUCGUAUGUUACGCGGAGCAAACGAGCGAAGAAUGCAACCAGAUGCAGGUGGGACUGAAGCAGAGUGAUCAUGGAAAACAAUCGACCGGUGGUCUCAGGAAGGCUGGAUGCUGUGACACUGACAUCAGAGAUGCCAAAGGCCAGCAGCACUAUGCUCAGCAAUCGCUCAAUGGUGCGUCGCCUCAGGAGCAGCUGAAAGAGCUCGAAUCGCUGUACCAGCACCAACAGAGCAAGUACGAGGAGCACCACAAUCAACAGCAACCGGAACAGGCGGAUCAACCAGUCAAGGGCACGCCAAGGGCAGAUCUAACGAAGCCCGCCGGCUCGCCGGAACGAGAUCGCCAGAAGCAGACGGUUCCACCCGAGAUCGAGCAGCAACGAGCGCUCAGCAUCCAAAAGGACGUAUCGUAUAAAACAUCUGCCUUAAGACAGCUAAUUGUUGCUUCUAUUGAGUUGAUCAAACUAUUGCCUAGCGAGCAGUCGGAAUUUUUGCAGCUUUUGCUCACACCCCGGAUUCGGGAAGCUUUUCAUUUCGUGGAGGAAAAGAAUCCUUUCCUAUCGUUGGACGCGCAACAUUGAUUGCCGCGUGGUCGGCGGUUUAAAAACGGCCAAAACCACGCUCUAAAUUAGCGGCUUCAACACAAACAGAAAAGAGCAAACUGAACUACAUUAUAUCUGCGACAUAUUGUGUAUAUACAAAUCAUAUUAUUGUAUGAA
Molecule: messenger RNA, 6390 nt
Organism: Anopheles nili
Lineage: Eukaryota; Metazoa; Arthropoda; Insecta; Diptera; Culicidae
Product: brefeldin A-inhibited guanine nucleotide-exchange protein 3
Exons: 8
Coding region: 1-6252 (2083 amino acids)
Biological process (GO): regulation of ARF protein signal transduction
Molecular function (GO): guanyl-nucleotide exchange factor activity
Source: RefSeq, a predicted model, not a curated record